GUUCGUGGAUCACCAUGGUCACGUGUCUGUCACGUGACGCCACUUCCUGGCGGCAGAUUCAGACGGGUUCGAAGUCGCGCGGGUUGGAGGCCUACGAUAAAUAGAAAUAUUGGUAAACAAAAGCAGUAACAGAAAGCGACGAUACACAAUUAUGAUGAGUCUCGGUCAUCAUGAUGAACCCUCAGAUAUUGAUCCUGCUGAAAUGAACAACAUUGUUCCAGAUACAGCAUCAGCUUCUGAUGGGGUGACACCCACACGUUUAUUAAAAAUGAAAGAAAUAAUGGAAAAUCAGUGUUUUGAAAUGAAUGUUAAAGUCAGCAUGGGAAAACAUAAAGAGUCCUGUGAAGCUGAUGCAGACCUAUCCAAGUAUGAAAGUGAAAUAGAGCAGGCAAGACUCUCAUAUUUCAACAAAACACUGGUGUUGAACAGAAUGCAGAUAUGGAACGUCAUCACUGAAAAGAUGAUUCAGAAUGAUGCAGAUGCUGAGGCACUGACAGAAUUGACCCACCAGAACACUGAACUCUGUGAAAAGACCAUGAAAAUUUUAAAGGAAACACGAGAGCUUCAGGACCAGAUCACAGAUAUCCAAAAGGAAAGACUCGACCUAAAAGGACAAAUCAAGAAAAAAAUGCAGGAGAUAAAUGAGUUGAAACAGGUAAAGGAGAACCAAGGAGAAGUUCAACAGAGAGCUAAGGAAAGAGCUGAAGCAGUCCUACAGAAAUACCAGAAGGUCACCACCAUUUUACAAAAUGUGUUGCGGGGAAUAAUACUGGCCAGUAAAGUCAACUGGAGGGAUGAUCCGAAAUUGAGGGACAUUGCAAUGGGACUAGAAAACAUUCCCAACUAACUAAAGGCCUGUUUGAACACAGUUCUCCAAUUAAUGUGUGUAUACUUCACCUGUAAAUGUGCUCACUGUUACCAUGUUAUGUGUAAUGUAUAUUUAAGCUUUUUAUGACAGCUCAUUUGUUUUACAAUUCUGAAAGUAAGAAAUGAACUGCAUUUAACCAAUAAAUUUACUUUUUAAAAUAAA
Messenger RNA from Puntigrus tetrazona (Sumatra barb), 1030 nucleotides. It is a transcript of the gene cenph, whose product is annotated as centromere protein H. Bases 152 to 847 code for a protein of 231 amino acids. Gene Ontology annotation, molecular function: kinetochore binding. Gene Ontology annotation, cellular component: kinetochore; nucleus. NCBI's taxonomy places the organism in Eukaryota, Metazoa, Chordata, Actinopteri, Cypriniformes, Cyprinidae. The record is from RefSeq and is a predicted model, not a curated record. The transcript has 10 exons. Gene Ontology annotation, biological process: chromosome segregation; kinetochore assembly; mitotic spindle organization.